AUUCGGGGAGUUGUAGUUUUGGCGCGUCAUUGGGAAGCGUCUGAAAACUACCCUCCCCGGCGCCGAGCGGCGGGAGACGGGAGCGGGCGGGGCCGGUGCUGCGCUUGGCAGCACAGACACGCUGGGGACUGACGGGGGCACCCCGCGCUUGCUGCCGGACCCAGGAAUUAGAAGGAAUUCGAGCUUUUCCCAAGAAAUAAAAAUGUCCCCAGAUUCAGCCGCUUCUUCCUCUUCCCCAGCGACGAGACUCUCCUCCAAUGCUUUUCAAAUUCACAAUGUCUGCCGCCUUCUAACCAGGCGAUCUCACGGAUUUUAUACAAAAGAUGCAGGGGUCGCCCACAGAAAAAACCUGGGAAUCCUAAGAAAGCUAGUGUGUCAGGAAAGUACUAAAUUCAAGAAUGUUUGGACAACUCAUUCCACAUCUCCUAUUGCUUAUGAGCGUGGAAGAAUUUAUUUUGACAAUUAUCGGUGCUGUGUGAGCAGCAUUGCACGAGAGCCAAGAAUACUUUAUCAACUGCCAGCAUGUUCUAAAUCAGAAAAAAUAGAGGAUGCAUUAUUAUUGGAAUGCCCGUUGGGGGAAACGCUUCCCAGUCCACCAGACUAUAAAUCUUCUCUUGCAGUUUUGACUGCUCAUAACUGGCUCCUUCGUCUCUCUGCUAAUACUGGAGAAAUACUGGAAAAAAUAUACCUUCCACCCUACUGCAAAUUCAGGUAUCUGAGCUGGGACACUCCUCAGGAGAUUAUGGUUGUCAAGUCAGCUCAGCAUAAAUUUACAGCAGCAGCACAGCAGGCAGGCAUCCAGCAGUCUGUGCUAUUCUUUCUUGCUGUAUUCAGAGUUCUACCUCUGAAAUUUAUUGGAAUGCUGGAGAUAAACAAAAAAAUAUUUGGGAACAAUGUAACAGAUGUCGCUUUUUCUCAUGGAAUGCUGAUUGUGAUGUCUAGCGUGGGUCUGGUCAAGCUCUAUAGCUUCCAGUCUAUCUUUGAGCAGUUCACAGAGCAGCAAUUUGAUUUGGGAUGCAAAUGCAACUGGAAUGGUAAAGUUGGAAUUGUAGGAAAGUAUCCAUUUGGACUUCCUUGUAACAUUAAAAUAACAGAUACCCCACCUUUGCUAUUUGAAGUGUCUUCCCUGGAGAACUCAUUUCAAAUUGGAGGAUACCCUUGGCAUUACAUCAUCACACCUAACAAGAAAAAGCAUAAAGGAGUCUUCCAUAUUUGUGCUCUGAAAGACAAUGCUUUGGCAAAAAAUGGAAUACAGGAUAUGAAGUGCUGUUCAUUAGAACCCGACUGGAUAUAUUUCCAUCCAGAUACUUCAGGCAGAAUAAUCCACGUGGGACCAAAUUUGAUAAAAAUAUUGAAGCUGAAGGAAAUUGAAAAUAAUAAAUACCAACAAGAAAUUGCAGAAGAUUUUGUCAUCGUGGCCAACAGGCAGAACAAUGUGAACAACUCAGUAACUGUAACUGCUUCUGGCCGAGUAGUGAAAAAGCGUUUUAACCUGCUGGAUGAUGACCCAGAACAAGAGACUUUCAAAAUUGUGGACUAUGAAGAUGAGCUGGAUUUGUUAUCCGUUGUGGCAGUUACUCAGAUAGGAGCUGAUGGGAAAGCUCACCUUGACUUGCACUGUAAUGAACAUGGGAUUCUACUUAAGAGUAUUCCAUUAGUGGAAUCUUGGGAUGUGACUUACAAUCACGAAGUUUACUUUGAUAGAGACAUUGUGUUACAUAUAGAACAAAAGCCUAACAGGAUCUUCAUCUGUUAUCUUUACCAAAUGGUCUGUGAUAGUGCAGAGGAAGAUGAACAUUCAAGCCUUGAAAAAGUGGAGAGAGUUUUUUGUAAAAAAGGGGAGAGAAUUUUUGAAUGUUUUUAAGAGAGAAAGACUUCUGCAUAGACUUCACUCUACACAAUAUCCAUGGACUUUGUCUCUUUGGACUAGUCAAAUAUUAUGUUUCAACCACUGUGUGUUAAAAUGUAUAUUUUGAGCUUAAGUAUUUGUAUUACUGUCAGGGUUUUUUAAUUUCUCUUUUGCAUAUAAAGAUAGUUGUAUGUAUUUUUAUAGACCACAAUUUAACUUCAUUUAUUUACCUUUUACUUUUGCUACUGAUUAUGAUAUUGUAACACAAAUAAUGAUCAGAUUUGUUGCCCUUUUCCACCAACCAAUCUGAUUGAAAUACUAGGUAUCAGGCACAAGGCCUUGAACUUACUGACAUCCAUACUAUUCCAUAUUCUCUUUUAGUUAUGCUUGGAUCUUACAUUGUAACUUUCUUUUAAUUAGUCUAUAUUAAAGUUUUUUAGGAUAAAAUUAUAUAUAGAAUAAUGUGGUUGACAGCUCCAGGGCCUCCGCUACCACUGGCAAAACAUACUUGUAUUGAUACUAUCUAAUAUUGGAAUCCAUAUAUCACCUUUUUAAUUCAAUUUUAAAGAGUCAUUGCUUAGGGACAUUAAUUGUGUAUAUUAAAAUAGAAGAUUUAAACAAUAUGAAUCUGAACCCAACAAAUAUUUAAACAUUCAAAAUACAACUGCACCUUGCAGUACCUAGGCUGUUUCGGUGGAUAUUUUGUAUUUUAUUAUCCAAUAUAAAACAGGUCCAGAAAGACAGUGCUUAUGUUACAUGUAGAAGUAGUUCAGGGUCUUUUGAAUGUGAAAGUAGUUGAGACCGCCUACAGAUCCAGGAUGAGGGCUGUGGUUGACAAAUCCACUACUCAGGCACAGUGGAACUGCCAAACACAAGGACAAAGCUCCUCUGCAGGAGACAGGGUUUUCCUCAAGGUCUGGUCCCAUGCUGUGGAACGAAUUCCCACAGGAAGUAAGGACCACCAUAAACCUGACCACCUUUCACUCCACGUGCAAGGCAUGCUUCAACUUGUCUUCUCUUAUAUAAACACACAGCAUCUUGUAGAUAUUUUAAACAAAAUCUACCAAACAAAAACACUACACCACACACACAAUUCUGUCCUGAGGAGAGAAUAAGAGGAUGAAUCGCAUGUGACAGAUGUUUGUUACAUCAUUUAAUGCACUACUUGAAGGUGCUAAGAUACUACAGUGAUGAAUGCAGUAUAAGAACCUACAUAGAAUAGAAUUUUAAUCAAUAAUAACUGGGAUCUAUUCUGAAAUAGUAGCGGUAUCAAUAUAGACAUAGCAAUCCUGCCAGAUGUUAAAUUAUCUUAAUAGAUGCCAAUGGGAAGUAAUAAGUAAGAGUCAUUAGUGAGACCUGGAAAAAUGUCACAUGGGCUGAAGAAAAGAAAAACUAAAGAUAUUUCGUAGGCAGUAGACCAAUCUCCAAGUACCCAAAAAACUUACAUCUCUGCCAGGGCAGUUAAGAGUUACACAAAGAGGGUUUAAAAAACCCAAAAUGUAAGUCUCUUUCCCCUUAUUGGUUUUAGAGUUGAUUAACAAUAGACUAUUUGAUCAUCAAAAGGGCACCGUACAUAUUGCAUUACUCUUCUGUGACACAGAGGCCCCAUGCAACCCUGAACAACUAGCUAUGGCAGGAAGCAAUAAAGGCAGUGUUGUGGAAAAAUUGACCACACCGUUGAUUUUGGGUCAGACACAGCCUUGAGGCUCCUUUAUUAGAAUACAAAUAUGCAUAUAGGGAAGGUCAGCGUGGCCCCACGCACGGGGUCAGCUGCCUUGUCUUUAACAGAUUUUCACCAAACUUAUAAAGGCUAAAACCACAAAGCAUAAUUACACAUCACACACAUUAUACUUUAUUAACUCCUUAUUUGGCAUACUUUCUUACUUUAGCGAGCCUGUCACUGCCCCUCACCAUCUAGGGUUUUUCCUGUUAUUGUCCCAAAUGUGGUUUUCAUUGGUAGUCUGCCUGCCUUUGGACCCCUGCUUGCGGUUACUUCUGCAAAAGAUCUUGCUAGACUCUGCGUAUUACAGCUGGGCACCUUAGGGCCGCUUGGUUCCUCUUUUCUGCUUUACUUCCUGGUGCCCUUUAUACAGACAAACACAUUUUGCAGAAGUAUUAAACCCAUUGCUUAUAUAUGCUAGUAGGGCAAGGGGUUAAGGCCUACAAAUUACGCCAAGCAGCAACGGGGGGGUUAAGGUGCGCUUAAAAUUCUGGGCCUAUAAGCGGGGUGGGGGGAUAUUUUCCCUAUCAGCAGAGACGCACAGGAACUUCCUCAGAGUGCCAACUGGGCAGAGCUGGUAUUGAAUCUGUCUCCCUGGCAAUCUUAUGGCAGAUCUGCAGAGUUAUCUAAAAAAACCCCACUCAACCUUUUCUUGACACUUUUUUUCACUUUUUGUUUUCCAAAUUGGUGUUUUGUGAUCAUUACGUGUGGUCAAAGCACUUCUCUGAAUGAGAAAUUUCUAUUUCCAAUUGUAAAGUCUUCAUUAGCCUAUUGUACAUUGUACAGUGGAGUCAGCUGUUGAUCUGUUGAUGUUUGCAUGGGUUUGUGACGCUUUACAAAGACUGUGUACAGGGACAGGAACUAUUGUCAAUUAACAACAAGUAAGCAGAACAUUUGCACUUCUAUUUAUCAAUUUAGAUCAAUUUAUAGUUCCAGAAAUGUUCUUGUGAUCUAACAGUAUCCGAAUGCCAAAGGGCAAGGGGAUCACUGGUAUCUGGUAGUGAGUUUCAACUGCCCUGAUCAGUUGAAUGUACCCCAAUUCACAGAUGUGAUAACUUGUAAGUAAAAGGUGGCAGAUACGAUAUCAAUAGAGCGCUAAUAACAUACUGAUCAUUAAUAUUAUUGUGUGGUGUACAGAGGACAAAUUCAAAAUUUCAAACAUAUUGAAAGUUAUGUUAUUAAAGUCUGUCUGCCAACAGACAAAGUAAGGUGGUUUUGCCACCUUGAAGAUAUUUCCAAGGUACAUUGAGAGAAUAUUGGCCUGCAGUUUACAUAGAUGAUAAAACAGGACCAUCAAGACAACAGGGGAGAAGGCUGCAGGAAACAUCAAUUUGCAAUUUAGCAAACACCAGUGGGUGGGUAAGAAACCAGCAAGGAACUUUCACCAGCAGACUCUAUGUCACCUUCCUGACACCUUGAAUGAAAUUUACGUUGUGGGGAGUAAUCUUCAGAAGAAUCUAUUUCAAAGGUUCACUGGACUAUACAGGAACGGGACAAAGAACCCCAAGUUUUAUUUCAUCUAAGAUGACAAAGGAACUGAGCACUUAGGACUUUGUAGGAGAUAUUGACCAGAGGGGUUAGUCAGCCAUCUUGCUGGAAGGUAGAAAGAUGAGACUCUUCCCUUGAACCAAGACUGUAGUUUUGUUAAGUCAGUCUCUAAAAAGUGUUUUUCGCUUUUAUUUGCUUGUAUCCAUUUCCAACUCUAUCCUUUAUAUUUGAACUCACUUAAAAUCUCUUUUUGUUAAUAAACUUGUUUUACUUUUAAUAAA
Messenger RNA from Mauremys mutica (yellowpond turtle), 5338 nucleotides. RefSeq names its product DDB1 and CUL4 associated factor 17 (gene DCAF17). The record is from RefSeq and is a predicted model, not a curated record. The coding region runs from base 203 to 1864 and encodes 553 amino acids. The transcript has 15 exons. Gene Ontology annotation, biological process: protein ubiquitination. Lineage: Eukaryota; Metazoa; Chordata; Testudines; Geoemydidae. Gene Ontology annotation, cellular component: Cul4-RING E3 ubiquitin ligase complex.